Paramormyrops kingsleyae is the source of this 2579-nucleotide messenger RNA. RefSeq names its product elongin A (gene eloa). Gene Ontology annotation, biological process: transcription elongation by RNA polymerase II. Gene Ontology annotation, molecular function: protein binding. NCBI's taxonomy places the organism in Eukaryota, Metazoa, Chordata, Actinopteri, Osteoglossiformes, Mormyridae. The record is from RefSeq and is a predicted model, not a curated record. Gene Ontology annotation, cellular component: nucleus; elongin complex.
UUCCGGAAGCUUUACAUGGUAACUGUGGCUGGACUGACGCCGUCGGUACGAAGUGGGCAAGUCAGCGAGUCUGCUAGAGCAGCGGUUUCCGGGCUACAAAUCCAGCAGUAAAUAUGGCGGAGGAUCUACUGGAAGUGGUGGAGAAACUCCAGUCAAGGCUCACGGAAAACCAAGAGCCUCGGAAGCUGCUGAAGACUCUGAAGAGGUUGGAGGGAUUGCCUAUGACGAUAGAUAUAUUGGUGGAGACCGGGGUCGGCAAAUCCGUGAACUCCUUGAGGAAACAUGAAACUGUGGGACCAAUGGCCAAGACCCUGGUGGCUAGAUGGAAGAUGUUGGUUCCGCAGCCUGUGGAGAGACCACCCGCCGGCAAGGAGGCAAGGGGUCACACACGGGGAGGUGAGAGCGGGGGCCGCAAGCGGCACCGAGAGCCGUCUCCGGAGCAACCACAGUACGAGGAUGAGCAUCAGGAUGAGGAAAUGCUGGAUCACCAGCAGCAAGAGGAAGAGGAGGAGGAGGAGGAGGGAGGCUCGCAGUAUCACACUGGCUCCCCCUCGUCGCCUCUACAUCACCAGUACAGCCCCCAGCGCGUGCACCGCGGGCACCAUUCAGAUGGCUAUGAGAGCCCCCACGCGGAGGAGGAGGCUCUGACCCCCCCACCUCGCAAAGAGGUCCGGCACUCGAAGCAGCACAAGGAGCCAGGCAGGGCCCAGAGCUCUCGCGGCGACCGGCGGCCAGAGCGCCGGCAUCAGCACGGCCAGAAGGGCGGCGCCGAGGGGAAGAAGCGCAGCGCGGAGGGCGACCGGCGGCCUGGGGCCACACACAAGUCCUCCAAACACGGUGUCAGGGACAUGAAGAAGGAGAAGAGAGCGGCAAGCGAGGCCCCGUCGCAGGACCGUCGGCCUUCCCCAGAAGUGCCACGGGGUGGCGACGAAGAGGAGGCAUACGAGGCCCCGACCAUGUCCUUCGAGUCGUUCUUGACGUACGACGACCCCACACCGAGCAAGAAGAAGAAGAAGCCCUCCCGUCCUGGGCACACCGCUGCCCCCCCCGCUGCACACGCCACGCCCCCCAAACCAAGCAAGACCAACGGGAUGAGCACAAAACGUCCUGAUCCGCCAGCCGAACCCACCCCCACGCCGCCCACCCCAGAGAGACGCCGGAAGGUUAUCGACGUGGUUCCCGCUCUCCCCGAAAUCCCGCUGCCGGCCAUCCAGCCCAACUACCGCCCCCUGCCGUCCAUCGAGGUCACCCCGCUCUCCCCCCAGCGGCGGAAAGUUCCAGUAUCAUGUGAUGAGGAAGAUGCGGGCUUCACUGGCCGGCGCCUUAACACCAAGAUGUCGGUGUAUUCCGGCGCAAAGACGACCUUCCUGCCAAAGAUGAUAAGCCUGUAUGAGCAGUGCAUCCGAGUUCUACAGAACAACAUUGACUCAAUUGACGAGGUGGGGGGUGUGCCCUACGAGAUUCUAGAGCCUGUUCUGGAGAGAUGCACUCCUGAACAACUGUACCGCAUCGAGCAGUGUAACCAGUGCUUCAUGGAGGAGACGGAUGAGCUGUGGAUGCGGCACUGCCAGCGCGACUUCAAGCACGGGAGCCCGCAGGAAUACGAGUCCUGGCGUGAGAUGUACCUGCGUCUGCACGACGAGCGCGAGGAACGCCUGCGCAUGCUCACGCAGAACAUCAGCUCCGCCCACGCCAACCGGCCCAAAGGCCGGCAGGUGAAGAUGGCGUUCGUGAACUCCGUGGCGAAGCCCCCCCGUGAUGUGCGCCGCCGACAGGAGAAGUUCGGCACUACAAGCGGCGGAGGGGCGUCUGGCUCCGGCAACAGUGCAGCAGUUGGCAUGUCUGCCCCAGCUCAAAUGCGGACAGCUACCCUCUGCAGCUCCCAGCCUGGUGACUCCGGCGGACCUGCCGAGAUCAGUCUCCCCCCACCUCCCCGCUUCUCCACUGGGGGGCAUAGCAGUUCGGGGAGUGCCCACAGCGCUAGAGACAAGCCACAAGUCAAGAAGAUUGCCCCCAUGAUGGCCAAAACUAUCAAAGCUUUCAAGAACAGGUUCUCUCGCCGAUAGAGGAGGGAUCAACAUGAGAGAGAGAGAGAGAGAGAGAGAGAGAGAGGAGGUGGAGAAAGAGUGGAUCCCGGCGGCGCCCAGACUCUUUCCCUUUUAAAUUUUAAAAUGAAAAGCGACACAGGAGAUGAGCAGUAUGCUGCUUUUACAGACGCCCCCGCCUUCCUGUGGAACAUCGUGUCCUGCCUAGUCACACGGGCACCACACACACACAGACACACACACGCACACACAGACAGACAUACACACACAUACACACACCGCAUUCACUCAUGGGCGCAUUUCAGAUGAAACACAAACCCGCUCGGAUCGGCCGCUAUUGGGCAGGUUUGUACCGUUUUGCCAUGUGCUUCACCUCACUUCACCAUGGUGAAAAUCACCCGGGUGUCUCUGUGUCUCAGAGUCCAUUGUGAACCGAGUAAGAGGGAGUGUUAGUGAAAAAUGAAUAGGAAUAGAUGGAGAAAAGUAUGGUAAGGAGGAUUGGGGGCGGGAGGGUAGGCAUGGGAGUGAGGUGAC